This is a messenger RNA of Brassicogethes aeneus, 11624 nucleotides long. Lineage: Eukaryota; Metazoa; Arthropoda; Insecta; Coleoptera; Nitidulidae. The record is from the annotation of a GenBank genome assembly.
CCCGUCGCCAUGUUUGGAAAGGGCGAUGCGUCCAUCGUGAACGCGUAAAAUGUUUCAAAUAUUAGAUAUAUUUUACAAUUUUAUUGUAACGUGGAAUACCCAAUUGUACACUGAAGAAUAAUAUAAACGGUAGUGGUGUUUUUAAAUGCGGAUGACCAAGUUUCGCGUGAAUAAUUUGUGAUUACAUGAUGAAGUGUAGGCGAUGAGUGACGAAACUCCGGGGGCAGGGCAGGGUGCUCUGCCCCCGAAGGAGGGCCAAGGUCCCCGGACCGUGGCAGAGCGCCCUACAAUGAAGCUGACACAUGUUGGAGGCCAGUUUGUUCUUACGGCACAGACACAUGGAGGAGUUCCAGCCUUGGCACAGAUAAGUCCUGGUACACAAUUAUCGACAACUCGUAUAAUAAGCAUUAGUCCAUCUAAAGUGGUACAAACAUCUCCCCUUCGACCUAGUGUAGCCAACCAAUCCAUUGUAAAUGUGCUUAAGUCAAGACCACAAGCCUCCAAUAUACGCUUACAGUUAUUUUCCGGUGAUAGUGCCAAUUUUCAGCAGCAUUCUGCUCAUUCGAGGACAGUAAAAAGGUCUUUGUCACAGCCAGAAAGAAAAGACACCUAUGCUGCCAAGUUGCAGAGGGUUAUGAACCAUAGGAUUGUUCGAUCUAAAUUGGUGAAAGAAAAAUACAGUGAACAUCUUUUGGAGGCAUUUUACUUAGAUACGGGCGGCAACAUUCUGGAUCUGUACCAGUACGCCAAAAGGCCGAAAAGUCAGGCGUAUUUGAACUAUUUGAAAGAGCAUGCCAUCGACCCGAGAGAUUGUGCGGAGGAGCCGAGCACCUUUAUUCCUCAAACGACUCCCUCGACCCCUACUGCAACUGCAGUCAGUUCUUUGCCUGGCAUGUCCCAUUCAUACAGUCCUGCGCCCUCGUCUUCAGAAACAACACCUUCGCAAAACAAAACCGCUUCUGUUAAUAAAAACAAAGCAUCUGGCAACUAUACGCCAACCUCUAAUCAAGAACAAAUUGUAGAAAAGGCCAAGCAAGAAGCGUAUGUAGUUCAGCGAAUAGCUGAUCUACAAAAAGAGGGGCUAUGGUCAGAGAAGCGGUUGCCAAAGGUGCAGGACAUGCCAAGAUCAAAGGCCCACUGGGACUUUCUUUUGGAAGAAAUGGUGUGGCUGGCCGCCGAUUUUGCACAGGAACGCAAGUGGAAAAAGGCAGCGGCAAAAAAAUGCGCCAGAAUGGUGCAAAAGUACUUUCAAGACAAAGCACUUGCAGCCCAGAGGGCAGAAAAGGCCCAAGAACAAUAUCUCAGGCGGAUAGCUUCGUUUUGUGCGAAGGAAAUCAAAAAUUUCUGGAACAACGUGGAAAAGUUGGUUGAGUAUAAACAAAACACCAUCUUGGAAGAGAAGCGUAAGAAGGCACUAGAUCAGCAGCUUAGUUUUAUUGUGGACCAGACGGAAAAAUAUUCUCAGUUGUUGGCCGAAGGUAUGAACAGACCCUCCAACGAGAUUCCCUCCAGCAGCACGAAAUCGUCACGUUCGGUGUCGCGAGCGCAUUCGGACGAGGAGUUCGAGCCGGAGACGCAGAGCGACGAGGACGACGAGGAGACAAUUGAGCAGGAGGAGGCAGCUGCAGUCGAAUCGGCCGAACAGACCGAAGAGAUUGCUGCCCUGCAGCGCGAAUCUCAAAUGGAGCUCGACGACUUACUCGAAGACGAUCUGCUGAGGAACUAUCUGUUAAAUCGCGACAAUAUUCGAAUGAGCGAGUCGGAUGACUCGGAUUCCGAAUCUGAGAAACCGAAAAGCAGAAUCAGCAAAAAAGGUAAGGAAGACAGUAAAACUCCAUCUGAGGCGUCUGAAUCUUCCAAAGAGGAAGAAGAAGAAGACGAAGAUGAUGAUGAUGAUGAGGAGGAGAGCGAAAACGAAACUGAGCAUUCGGACGGUGCGGAAAAGAACAAUGAACAUGACGAGUUGAAAAUGCUCGUGGAAGAUAAUAACGAGGGAGAAGCUACAAAGACUGAGAAAAACGACGACCUUAUUAACGAUGCCGCAGCCAUUGCGGAAAGUAUUCAGCCCAAAGGGAACACUCUGUCUUCCACGAGUGUUUCAACUAAAGUACCCUUCUUACUCAAGUUCCCUUUGCGAGAAUACCAGCACAUUGGCUUGGACUGGUUGGUCACUAUGUUUGAUAGGAAACUGAACGGAAUCCUGGCCGACGAAAUGGGAUUAGGGAAAACCAUUCAGACCAUUGCUCUUUUGGGACAUUUGGCAUGUGAGAAGGAGAAUUGGGGACCCCAUUUAAUAGUCGUUCCCACUUCUGUAAUGCUCAAUUGGGAAAUGGAAUGCAAAAAGUGGUGUCCAGGGUUUAAAAUUUUAACUUAUUAUGGCACUCAGAAAGAAAGAAAAAUGAAGAGAACUGGUUGGACGAAGCCGAACGCUUUUCAUAUUUGCAUCACUUCCUAUAAACUGGUUAUUCAAGAUCAUCAGAGUUUUAGAAGAAAAAAGUGGAAAUAUUUGAUUCUGGAUGAGGCUCAAAACAUUAAGAACUUUAAGUCACAGAGGUGGCAGCUACUGUUGAACUUCCAAACCCAACAGAGACUUCUACUGACUGGUACACCAUUACAAAACAACUUAAUGGAACUCUGGUCACUUAUGCACUUUCUUAUGCCCAAUGUAUUCCAGUCUCACAGAGAAUUUAAAGAAUGGUUCUCAAAUCCUGUCACUGGCAUGAUUGAAGGAAAUUCUGAAUACAAUGAAAGCAUAAUCAAGAGACUGCAUAAGGUUUUGCGACCAUUUUUACUAAGACGCUUGAAGUGUGAAGUUGAAAAACAAAUGCCAAAGAAAUAUGAACAUGUGGUCAUGUGUAGGCUUUCAAAACGUCAAAGAUUCCUAUAUGACGACUACAUGUCUAGAGCAAAAACAAGAGAAACCCUCGCCAGCGGUAACCUACUGAGCGUAAUAAACGUACUAAUGCAAUUAAGAAAAGUGUGCAAUCAUCCCAAUUUGUUUGAAGUCAGACCAACGAUUUCGCCUUUCCAAUGUGACAGUAUUAGUUUGCACAUACCCUCGCUGGUUUAUUCUUGCAUUGAUUAUGAUGUUUUUAAGCAUGUCAAUCUAUACUCAAUGAAUCUCCUACUGAUUAUGUAUGAAAUGCACUUGAGCGCCUAUCAGUGUUAUAGGAUGCGCGAAAUGCGCACUCCCAAGAGCGUGCUCGAGAAUCAAGAGAUGCUGCGCGAACCCCAGAUCCCUCCGGGCAAAAUGAAUAUGCGCGUCGUUAAGGCUAGUGACGGGAAAUUGGAGAAAAAAGAUCUUUCCAAACAACCGCCCGGCGUUAAGGUUAAAGUUACGCCUCAAUAUGGGGUGCAGCUGGUGUCGCAACAGGGCAUUGUCAAAACUAUUCCGGUAGUGAGUAUAGCUCAGCCAGCUUCAGGCAGCCAAACUAUGCCUACGGCUUCCUUGUUAAAAACAUCCGAUAAAAUUAGCGCAAGUUUCGCACAGCUGGUGCAAACAUCAACCGGUAAACAUUUAUUGCUAACUUCCAACCCUAAUAUAGCCGCUAAUAUCCCCGUAGCUACGACUCAAGGCGGGCAAAAAUUAACGUUGUUAUCGAAACAACCGGUUUCAACGUCGGGUAAUGCCGGUCAUCCAGUAACAAAGGCGUACGUAAAGUUUCACAUUACGUCGGUCGGCACCACCACAACCACGUCGACUGUAACCACGUCGAACACUCAGAACACCGUUGAGAGCAAAGAGGACGCGAAAGAAGAGAUCACGAAGACGGUGGGCGCUAAAUUCAUAGAACAGCUUUACUCCAAACAAAAUAGCCUGGACGUGCGAUGGGGCACCGAGGAGAAAUCGAUACCGAUACCGGGUGAGGAAGAUCCGAACUCGGAGCGAAGUAGGCGUUUCGAAAUAAUGGCGCGAGUCAACGAAAAACGGUGCACGGCCUUGCCGCUUUACGGUCGGGAUUUCCAAGAUUCAAUCAAAAUCUUUAAUCCUUGCAAAUCAAACACAUGGGUCAGUGGCAGGAUCCAUUGUUUAAAUACUUUGUACAAUGAACAUGUUGCUGAGUUGACCUACUGUCUUGCUGAUAUGCUGUAUAGGCCUGAGAGGAGAAUCGAACAACUUAAAGGCACAUCUGACAGGUUUAUUUUCUACGUUCCACCCGUAAAAUCAUCCGAUCCGGAGCUUCAAGUGUGGCAUCCACCGCCUAGCAAAUACUGGGGCCUAAAAGAGGAGAGGCAGGUUAUUCAGAAAAUCUUUUCGAAGCCCGCCACUCCUCUACACCACAUCGCUUCCGCUAUGGUCACGCAGUUCCCCGAUCCGCGCCUGAUCCAGUACGAUUGCGGAAAACUGCAGACUUUGGAUCGGUUGCUGCGCGAUCUUAAACACGGCGGCCACCGGGUCUUGAUAUUCACGCAGAUGACGAAAAUGCUGGACGUUUUGGAGGCCUUUUUAAAUUUCCACGGCCACAUCUAUCUGCGUUUGGAUGGUACCACCAAAGUUGAUCAGAGACAGCUUUUGAUGGAGAGGUUUAACGGCGACAAAAGGAUAUUCGUUUUCAUUUUGUCCACCCGCUCUGGCGGCGUAGGCGUCAACUUGACUGGCGCAGAUACUGUGAUAUUUUACGAUUCCGAUUGGAAUCCGACAAUGGACGCGCAGGCUCAGGAUCGUUGCCAUCGUAUCGGUCAAACCCGUGAUGUCCACAUCUACCGGUUGGUAAGCGAAAGAACAAUAGAAGAAAACAUUCUUAAGAAGGCCAAUCAAAAGAGACUACUCGGUGAUUUGGCGAUAGAGGGCGGUAAUUUCACCACUGCAUACUUUAAGAGCUCCACAAUUCAAGAUUUGUUCAGCAUCGACCAAAGCGAGGAGAGCGCCGCCAAUCGGAUGUCCGAAGUGGUUGAAGGUAGCAAAGAUCGCGAGAAACGACUUGGUGCAGAUAACCGCCCGCCUGCUGCCGCCGCCGCCCCCACUUCUGGCAGCGGUGACGAGAAAGUUGCGAUGGGAGCUUUGGAGAAUGCCCUGGCCGCCGCGGAAGACGAUCAAGACGUGCAGGCGGCACGUACCGCCAAAGCGGAGGCGGUCGCUGAUUUGGCAGAGUUCGACGAAAACAUUCCGUUGGAAGAACAGGAUAAGGAUAAGGAACCGGAGAUGAGCAAGGCCGAACAAGAGAUAGACAAUGUUAUCAAAAAGCUGUCGCCAAUAGAAAGGUACGCCAUGCGUUUUAUUGAGGAGACUGAGGUCGCGUGGUCGGCGGAGCAGCUGGCGGCGGCGGCCCGAGAAAUUGAAGAACAGAAGCGCGAGUGGGAGCUGAACCGGGUGGCAGCCAUGAAGGAGGAGGAGGAAAGAAGAGCUCGGGAACUCGAGGAGGAAGCCGACAUAAUCACCUUCUCCAGAGAGGACGCCACCAAUCAGGUUAGCAAUAGUAAAAGUAAAAAGUUUAAGGCUAGAAAAGGGGGCGGCGGAAAGGUAAACGCCGCCACCCCGCCGCAGCAGCAGCAACAACAACAACAAAAGCAAGCGCCAAAGUUUAAAAAGAGAAAAAUGAUUAUCAGAACCAGGACCGUCAGCGAAGCCGCUAAGGAAGACAAAGUUGUUAGCAGGCGUGGUAGAUCGAAACGUUUGUCUAUGAAUGAUUCGAAAAUAAACACUGACGCCGAUGAUAGUCAAGAUACAACAGAAAAUAUCGAUUCGAAUAAAUUGAACGGUGACACGGAUUCCAAUAGCAUGGAUUCGGUUGAAUCCGAGUCGGAUAUGACGCUGGCCUCUCUCAAAGGUCCUCCAGUAAAUCACGUUCAUCACAACUCUCCCAGAACCAGAUCCAGAGGUACAGUGGCUAUAAACUUAUGGACAUUAGAUGUUAGCCCAAUUUUACCCAGCACCACUAAAAAUAAGAGCUUGCAAGGCAACCAUUCGGCGGUAAAACGGUUAAAAGCCACCAGUGUCGAGAAAGACGAGGUUCUCAAGGACGAUAAAGAUAAAAAAAGCGUUAAAAGAGUAAUAUUAGAUGAAGAUAAUGAAAGGAUUUUGAAUGCAAUUGAUAAACCUAUCACCAAAAAAAUUAAGACUGAUGAUUCAAAAACGGCCCCAAAAAUUAGUAUGAAAAGCAAAACCUGUUAUGUAGUAUUAAAUGAUAUUGUAGCUGAAGGCCAAUACAAAAUUCCAAUGGAAGUAGAACCAGCAGAAUCACAUAUUGAUAAACUUUUAAACAGUGAAGAAAGUUAUAUCGAUGCAUCCAGUACUGAGAAACAAUCCAAUGUGGAAAAAGUAAAUGAAGAAAAAGAUAAUAGUGAUAAAAAUGAGACUUGUGUUGAUCAAGAUGAAAAAACGGCAAUUUUGGGCAAAUCUAGUGUCGAAACCGAAAAACAAUCCAAUGUGGAAAAAGUAAAUGAAGAAAACCAAGUAGAAAAAACGGCGAUUUUGGGCGAAUAUAGUGUCGAAACCGAAAAACUUCCUCAUGCAUCUGAGCCAAAAGAUAACCUAGACAAGUCUAUAAAUGAAACAACAGAUAAUCAAGAGGUGUCUAAGAAUGAAACACAACAAGAUUUUGCUACCUCAGAUGAUUCCAGUGUUGAAGACAAGCCUAGCAUCAAGAUUAAAGACCAGUUAGAGAACAUAAGUCAAGUAGAUUUGGUUACAAAUUGUUCUGAAACAAAAAACAACCAAGAUGGGUCAAGUGUAAAAAUAAACGAGUCUAGCAUUGAUAUUAAAGAUUGUGAGAAAGAGUCUUGUAUUGAAAUAAAUGAUAAUAAAGACCAGUCAAGUACCGAAACAAAGCAAAAUCAAGACGAGUCUAAGAACGAAAUUCUAGAAGAAUCGGUAACAGAUUCAAAAUCGACCACAAUAGACGAGUCCAAUGCUGAAAAAUCGACUUGUGAAACUAUAAACGCCGAAGUAAUAGACAUAUCGUCGGACAUGUCGAUACAGUCGGAGGAAAAAGUCGACGAUACUUUCGACGAAACCGUCGAACCUGUCGAGGUUAUCGAUUUGGUGAAAGAUGAUGACGAGGAUGACGACAAAUUAAAGGAAAACAUUGAAAGCACAAACAUUCCCAACAACGACGGCAAAUCUAGUCACUCGAUAACCGAUAACAACGGCAUAGACGGCAACGUCGCAGUCGUCAAGAGCACAGCUAACCGAAAGCAAAAGAGCGGCAGUUUUAAGUCGCCUGAUUGUCGCAAGAGCUACAAGAAAUUCAACAAGGCUAACAACAAAACGUUGGACUGUUGGCUGACGAGGUCGCCGAAAAAUGUCAAAAAAUCCGACGACGACGACGUCGAUAAUAAUGACGAUAACAACAGCGUCGAGGAGAACGACGAGGCUCCGAUCGGUAAGCGAGCGAUAUCGGAUGCCGCAGACUUGAACGAUUCUGAAUCGGAUCAGAAAAAAAUCAAGUCCAAUUAAAUUUAAUCCUACUGAGAUUUUAAGUAUUCUGUCAGUAGUAACCAGUGCUGCAUAAACUUAAUUUUAUUAAAAACGUUUAACCAACGCGAAUGUGAAAAUGUGAUCUAGGUUUAAUUAGAGAGUUAUAUAAUUGUACAUAUAUACAUACAUAAAUAUAUUUAGAGUUAUAGUUUUUUUACACAAUGGACAAUUUUUAAUUCGGAAGAAUCUGUAAAUUAUAUCGAAUGAAUGUGUACAUGUUUGUCGGAAAAACACGCGAAAACCAUGUGAUCCAUUUCAUUGUUCUCGAGGAAAUAUUGUCCCCAAUUUUCCAUUUAUUUUAUUUAUUAUUUAUCAGUUUCAAUUAUUACGCUAUGACUUCUCUUUAUUUAUAUUGAUAUAUUUUUUAAUGAUUAACUUCUUGUUUUUAACUAUUAAGAUACCGAAAAUAAGGAAAAGCUAUGGUGUAAAAAUUGUUUUAUUUUUCAAAAUGAGUUCAUCAUACAAAACAACCGGAUAAUCAUUUAAUUUUGCUGUACUGAUCGUUUAAGAUGUUUUUUUUAACCGGUCGUGUUCUAUGUCUGACUCAUUUGGCACAUAUUGUUUCAUACAAACUUGUAGCUUGUAUACUCGAGUUUAACGUGGGAGGAAUCGAAAAAUUACUAACUAUUAUUUUAAUUUUUACAAUUCACAUUUCUGAAUGCCUCCGACGUUGUACUGCAAAUCGAAACAAAAAAAUUAACAAAUCAGAAUGGCCAUGUACAUAGUUAAGAAAAAAAUUGAAAAAAUAAAGAAGUUCUCUUGCGAAUAUUUUGUUUGUUUCAUGCGGGGUGGACGCGGGUUUUGGUGCCUUCUUGCUCCGACGUCCUAGUGCAGCGGGCACCAAAACACUGCCCCCGCUGGACACGAGCAAGGGGGCUUCUUUAAUUUUCAAUCAAAACCCGCUACCCACCUCUAAACACUGAUCUUAACCCAAAAACCCUAAAAAAAGCAAAAAAGAAACAUUUAAUCAGAAGUGGUUGUUUACUGAAACAUCAUUAAAAUGAGCAAAACAUGGUACGUAUAAAGUUUACAUUCACAAAUUCCUAUCUAUAUCCUACCAAACACCCCCACCACAUUCUUCUUACAUGUGCUAUUCAACAAAAUUACAAUUAUUUAUUAGAUAAAUAAGUAAAAAUAAAAUAACAAUUUUAUUAUUUCGAAUAUUUUUCUAAAUAUUACAGAUCUGGGUCUCAGACAAUACAAUGGAUAAAAUGCCGAUGUGGUGUCCACCCACUCCUCCUCAACAAGACACAGACGUUUACAUUGACCAGACAAUGGGUUUUCUAUACGAUACGAACGUGAUGUCGGAGACCCAACUACCGCCAAUCUACGUUAAGAAAGAGUCCAACAAGCGAUCGCGUCUCGAGGCCGGCCUCGUAGAUAGCAGACGGGCCUCGAAACUGCCCAGAAAAGAGGAGUCCACGAAUGCGCCAAAAUCCCUGUUCCAUUCCGCCACUUUGAUGAAACAGCGUAGGGAGAUGAAGAUGCAGAAGUUUAGAGGAUUGGGUGUGCGACCUCCGAUGACGCUACCCGGCAAAUCGAACAUCAUGAAGCCGGCGGUCGACCAAACUCCUUGUCAUGAUUGGACCAUUCACGAGGAUGUGGCAAUCCUAAAGGUCAUACAGAACUUUCAAGGCCUACCGUUGAAUUUGUUCGUUUCCUCGCCCGGUCACACUCCGAAUUGGGAUUUUGUAGCCGACUACGUGAACACCGUCUCGAUUACGUAUCGCAGUGCCAAACAAUGCAGGCAAAGAUACGAAACGGUGUUGAUGCAGCGAGAAGAAGGCAAACAGAUAUUCGAUAACUCGCUGAGAAAGAAAAAGAAAGCCGGCAGCUUGCAGAAGUUCACGUUGCCUCAAAAGUCUAGCCGUCCAAUGCGCACGUCCCAGCUUUAUAUACAAGAUAAUAACACUACGUUCUCCCAGAUUAUGAUUGAAAAAAAUGACGCGCUGAAGGCAAUAACCAACAAACGUCUUCCAACAACUCGCACCGUAUCCGCUAAUACAAACAAAAACAACAAACAUUCGACCGUUUUGAGUGAGUGCGGCAUCGAUAUCGACCAUCCGGUACUACCGGUCGAAGUGGCCGCUCGCAGGGCGGAGCGCAUAGCCAAGGAAAAGAAGUCAAUGACGCCCGAACAGCGCAUGCAACUGAUGAAGGGUUACGUGGGGGCCCAGCAGGCGGCGGUCGCGGCGCAACAGCAGAACUCCGCUGCCAUCGUCGGUCAGCCUGGCUCUUCGGGCACUGCUGUCGUGGUGGCGACAGGUUCUUCAGGCGGACAGGUCGUCGUCAGUCAGACGCCCACCAUCGUAACCGCGGUCACUACUGUGGGUGCUACUCCUGGUACACCUCCAAAUAUGGCUCGUGCUCCUCGAUUAAUCGCUUCUCCCCUGCCAAAUCAAACGGUCGUGUCAGUAUCAUUAGCAGGCAUGAGUCCGGCUCAGCUGCAAGCUGCCGCCGCCGGCCGUCUUAUCGUGUCCGCCGCCGCUGGCGGUCAAGCUAAGGCGGUUGUGGGGGCGGCAGGUGGGCAGGGGGUCGGUCAAGGAAAGCAGUUUGCGCAUCAGCAGCUUAUGAUAAAAACUGCGACCAAGAAUCAGUUGCGCUUGCACGCUGCGUCUCAGCAGGCUGGAGUUAAAACGUCUACCGUUACUAUUGGCGGACAGCCUGCUGUGGUGCAGUUUACGCAGGCGCAGCCGAGAGGUGCGCAAUUUGUAAGACAAGCUGCUACGGUGGGCAAAGGAAUCCAACGUACUGUCACUGAAAGCGAGAUGCAGCAACUUUUGCUAAGGAAAAAUCAGCUGCAACAACAGAAGUUGGCUAUUCAGCAAGCUGCCGCAGCAGCUGCGGCAGGUGGUUCGGCUUCAGCUAGUGGUCAAGUGACGACCGGUACGGUGCAAGGCUUGCAAGGACAAGUUUAUGCUCAAACAAUUCAACAGGCUGGAUCAUCAGGUACACCCAUAGCCACUCUGGUCAAAGCAGUAUCCACCGCUGGAGGAACUCAAACGGUGACAAUUCCCGUAACCGGAGUGACACUGGCCACGCCAGGUAAAUCGAUAACGCCAACGUUGAAGAUGGCAAACAGCCAACAACUUAGACAACUUCAGAUGCAGCAUCUGAUGAAACAAAAUAAAUUGAACCCUCAAAAGUUAAGCGUCGCUCAAAUAGGCGGCAAAAAUAACAUGCAAACGCAGCUGAUCGUGGGAUCUAAACCUCUACCGACCACGAUGCAGUUCAUAAGAUCGCCCAUGGGCGUGUCCCAAGGUCCUGUGGUGCUAGCCAAGGGAUCGCCUAGGAUGAUACCCGUCAACACUGCGCAGGGAGGAAAGCAACAAACUAUACAGUUUUUUUCGCAGGUGGUAACCGCUUCUUCUCAGAGCCUGAGCACCGCUUUGCGACCUCAGGGCUCUUCGUCGACUCUAGCUGGCGCCCUGACCAGCAUUAAGGUGCAGCCAAGCAAUUCCAAUCAGGCCCACCAGGCCAUUUUAUCUCAGGUAUCCGCGGCCCUUCAGAACCAAUCCGCCGUCAGACAGGGCAGUCCUGUUCGCAUACAGACCGCCAGCGGGGCGCCCAUCGUUGCCGUUAGCAUGCAACAGCAACAGGGCAACGUUGCCGCGACGGUGGCGACGACCACGGCCGAACAUGUAAGUAGGUUUUUGAAGAAGUGAGAAACACGGUAUUGCUUUAUUUAAUAUUUCCUAAAAAACAGAUUAAUAUUUUUAUUAGGGAUUAACUUGCUUGUAAAUUUUAGUUUGUUUUUAUAACAUCUUGUAUUUUAUAAAUGGUAUAAAUCAAUCAAAAAAUAUUUAUCCUAACAAAUAUACGUUAUACAACAUUUUAUAAUUUUUUAGUUUGCUUUUUACACCAUUUUACAUGAAUUCGAGUAUAUUUAAAUUUAAUUAAAUGUAGAUAUUAGAAUUAAUAUUUUUUCAUGAGAAAAAUUUUAUGUUUGUUUAUCUUCAAACAUGUGCUGUGAUACUAAAAACAAUAUUUUAUAAAGAAAUAUUUUCUCAGAAGUAUUAUUAGUAAUUUUUAGUAUGGUGUGUAUGUUUGGUUUUUCUUUGUGCUGUGACUGAUUUAUUUCUGUACAUUAUUAUUUUCUAUCAAUGUUAUGUCACAAAGAAACUUAUUUUUAAUAAGUGUAAAUAGUUUGUAUAAAAACAUUGUAAUAGACUUUAGUUUGGAUAAAUAAAUUAUAAUUUUUUCAUAA